Messenger RNA from Schistosoma turkestanicum, 1699 nucleotides. Lineage: Eukaryota; Metazoa; Platyhelminthes; Trematoda; Strigeidida; Schistosomatidae. The record is from the annotation of a GenBank genome assembly.
UGGAUAUUGGAGGUCAUCAUCAGGUAAACACUCAAAGUUGCGCGCUACCCAUCUGAAGUUUAGGUUGUCGGUUUGUCUGGACCACGCGCUUGUUUUUUCUUAUCGUUGUCGAUUAAAUUUCCUACAAACUGUAAGUGUAUUGCACGUGCCUACUAACUCGUUGGCUCACUUUUCCCUACCAGAUAACAUCAAGUACUGCACCCCACACUUCCCGAGUACGUAAGGUUGCUUCAGGCUCGACGCCCACUCACCAAACUCUAGACCUUACACCUCCAAAAUGUGGAAACCACUUCUGGUCAUAUGCGAUGUAAAAACAACCAAUAAAACUCUCAAUACAAUAGUUCUUUUGUUGGCUAUCUUUUUCAAAACGCAUUCAUCACUUGAGAGUGGCAGCAUCCAAACAAAUAAUACUUGUAUUGAAUAUCGUAAAAACCUGUCGAUAUACGUUAAAAACAUAAUAUACAACAUGUCAACCAAGACAGCACCUGUUUCGUACUGUGGUUGGUGUAGUGAAACUGUAUACAAAUUAAAAAACGUUGUGGAGAAGCGAGACGCCUACAGUGCAGAUGGGAAAGCAUGUGUUGAUCUAUUGGCGAACACAGAAAAGGGUACAAUAGAUUCUAUCGACUUCAUUUUCGAUAAAUGGAAUCGUUCCUUCUGCUCGCAUUGUCUUGAAAAAGGUUCUUCGGAUCAAAACCAUAGUACACCAAUGAAUUCUUCACAUAACAUCAUAUGGCCUAGACAUCAUUUACAGACGAAUUCUUUAUACAACUUACAAGCCUAUAAUGAGAACGUGCGUACUUUCUUUCACAUGCUUGAUGAUGCUUUAAGUUGUUUCAUGCAGUUUAUCAAUGAUCCCAAUAUAUCUGUUCUCAAUGUAUUAAAUUUCCCUUCGUCUAGCUCCUUAAAUAUUAGUUCGAUGGUAUGUCGGAAUUGCUCAGCAGUGUACUACAAUCUCUUAGAUUAUUACACUAAUAAUCUCUUAAGAUACAAUGAACAUGAAAGAGAGCAUCAAAAUUCCAUCUUGAGAGAAUCUUCUAGUUCUCGUUUCGCCGUAUGUUUGGACGUACAAAAUGCCAUAAAUCGCACGCAGUGGGCUUGGUACAACUUAUUUCGAUGUCGAAAGGAGGAAGCCAACGCUUUUGGCUACUUUUUACCAUUGAUAGUUGUUGUUGUCUUCCUCAUAAUGUUCCAUGGUCUUGCCCACUCAGUAUGUCGUUAUCCUAUCCAUCUAAUGGUGUACAGGCCCACACGUGUUGAACCCACGGUUAGAACGCAAGAACGAGUUCUUAGCACGUCUUCAGUACCGCGUGAACAAAUAUCAUUAGCCCAAUCUUACGGCAGCAUUGGAUGCGUUGAGAAUAACGCAAUAAUGGGCACUAACUCGAUUGUAAAGAAAUACUCACGAUCUGAUUCACUUUUUGAUAAUAGUACAGUAGUGAUGCAAACAGCACGAUCAAGAAUUUAAUAUAUUAUUUAUCAAAUAAAACAAGCUGAAUGUCUUUCAUACGAUGAUUUCAUAUAUAUAUUUCUGCACAAUCAAUACACCCAACCGCAUAAUCCACUUACAUUUUUAUUCUUUGACAUUUUGAUUAUCUUUUUAAUCAUUCUAUCUUGGUAAUAAUAUUGCUUUUCAUGAUAACUAAAUUGUUGUUUCUAAUUAGUCACUUUAUCUUAAUAAAAUGUUAUAUGAGAAGAA